Molecule: messenger RNA, 628 nt
Organism: Paramecium octaurelia
Lineage: Eukaryota; Ciliophora; Oligohymenophorea; Peniculida; Parameciidae
Source: the annotation of a GenBank genome assembly
AUGGAAUAUUUGCAUGGAAUCGAGCAGCCAUUAAAAUUUUAAAUUAAAUUAAAUCUUUUAUACAAAUAAAUGUCUUUGGUGUUGGAAAAGGCUGAUUCAUUCAGACACAUUAUUCGUAUAUUGAACACAAACGUUGAUGGAAAAUAAAGACUUGCUUAUGGUAUUAGAAGUAUCAAGGGUAUCGGCAGAAGAUUUGCUAUCUAAAUUUGCAAGGUAUUUGAUGUGAUUUGAUUCAACGUAUAGGUUCUCCGACUUGAUCUCACAAAGAGAGCUGGUGAAUUGACUGAUGAUGAAGCUCACAAAAUCACAGAAGUCAUCAAAUCCCCAGAGGCUUACAACAUUCCAAGAUGGUUUUUGAAUAGACAAAGAGAUUUCAAGGAUGGCAAGAACUAUUAAGUCACAACAAACGAAUUGGAAACCAAAUUAAGAGAGGAUUUAGAAAGAAUGAAGAAAAUCAAGUAUUUGAAUUAAAUUAAGUUAAGGUGUAAUCGUGGUUUGAGACAUCAUUGGGGAUUGAGAGUCAGAGGACAACACACCAAAACCACUGGUAGAGGAGGAUAAACACUCGGAGUCGAAAGAAAGAAGAAGUGAUUAAUAAUUUAUUAAAAAGUACAUUAAAAAUAAUAAU